AUGGAUUUAGUACCAUCAAACUCAACAUCAUCGACCUCGACUGCUCUUUCAAAACGCGCAAAUGAAAGUGCUUUAAUGCCACCGCCCCCAAAACGCAUCAAACGACCCAAGAAUGUUAUCGACGAAGAUGCAUACACUGAUGCCAUUUCAGAGAUCAUUGCUCGGGAUUUCUUUCCGGGACUACUCGAAACAGAAACGAAACAAGAAUAUUUAGAUGCGCUCGACUCAAAGGAUGGAGCCUGGAUCACAAGUGCCGAACGUAGGCUUCGACAUGUUAUGACUCCGGGGAGACGUAUUGGAAGGCGUGGCACAUCUAUUCAGACACCAUCUCGAGCUUCCGAAACACCUGGAGCAUUCAUUCAAGAUACCCCAAUGUCGAUUGCUUCCGACGCAACUCAGACCCCCAAAGUUGAAAUAGAUACAAACAUGAGCCUCACCAAAUUUCAAUCGUUAUACACCAGUGAGGACAACGAAAGCUUUUAUAAAUUGCUGGACAAACAAAAUCAGAAACGAGCGGAAAAGUAUGCUUGGAUGUGGACCGGAAACAAAGUUGCAUCAAACAUGAUGCUAAAGCAGAAGGAGGUCGAAACGAAGCUUCUGCAGUCAAGAGAAUCGCUGGAUGAUGAUGGCGGGAAAAGAAAAAUACUUGCAAUUCGAGAUGUAACGGAAAGGCCAGCCCAGCCCGAUUCCUGGAAGUCUAAGCCAGAUAAUGGAUUGAUGUUUCGACUCGACAGUGUGGAAGAUUCUGUUGAAACCGUGGCACAGAAAGUACAAAACGAGUCAAGAGCUACUCCAAAAGGUGUCACCUAUGCUAAUACAAGGAUGCCCGCUCCUGUACUUCAAGAGGAAACCAAUAUACCCUCAUCUCCGUCCAUAUCUGCUGUAAGAGAUGCCAUAGCUGGAACUCGUCGGGUCGCGGAUUCAGAAUCUGGAUUCAAUGGAAGCGAAACUCCACGUGUAAACGGAUAUGCAUUCGUGGACGAUGAACCGGAGAACGAACUAUAUACGCCCUCUUCGAUUAUCGAUCUUGGUCCAGGCGAAACUGCCAAAAACCCAUUCAUAAUAAAAGAACAAAGCAGGCGGGAGGAUCUACAUCAUAGGAUUGUUGAUAAGACUGCCAGAAGUAAACGUACAUCUGUGAAGAAUGGCAUGACUGGCAAGGUUGAGAUGACCCCUGUGCCCAAAUUUCCCAGCAGCCCUAGAGUGGGUUCGGGUGGUCUAACACCAGCAGCUGAACGCUUGUGGAGUCGUGUUGGCGGUUCAGGCAAGGGGACUAACGAUACCUUCGGUAUCAGGACACCAGGGACCGUGAAAGUAAAAUCUAAUCUACGGGCUAGAUGGACUCCUUCGGGGACAAGUUGA
Messenger RNA from Sclerotinia borealis F-4128, 1362 nucleotides. The record is from the annotation of a GenBank genome assembly. NCBI's taxonomy places the organism in Eukaryota, Fungi, Ascomycota, Leotiomycetes, Helotiales, Sclerotiniaceae.